This is a messenger RNA of Aspergillus versicolor CBS 583.65, 816 nucleotides long. Its product is annotated as oxygenase MpaB family protein. The transcript has a single exon. NCBI's taxonomy places the organism in Eukaryota, Fungi, Ascomycota, Eurotiomycetes, Eurotiales, Aspergillaceae. Gene Ontology annotation, molecular function: oxidoreductase activity. The record is from RefSeq and is a predicted model, not a curated record. Bases 1 to 816 code for a protein of 271 amino acids.
AUGAAAGAGCUCAAGAAAGUCGCCCGCGAAGGCAUAGCCCUCGCCGGUGGUCCGGCCGCCAUCCUCCUCCAAAUCGCCCACCCUUCUGUCGGACAGGGUGUUGCAGACCACAGCACAUUUACAAAGCGUGCCAUUGCCCGAGUCCAGUACACGCAGAUGUACAUCUACGUGAUGAUAUUCGGCACGCCCGAAGACAAAGCAAGCAUGAAGGCGUGGGUAGACCAGGCUCAUGCGCGCGUCAAGUCCGAGGCCGGGCCUCGACCAUACAGCGCGCUUGAUCCGGAACUCCAGCUCUGGGUUGCGAUUACAAUCUAUGCCUCUAUGGUGGGCAUGUAUGAGCUCAUCUACGGGCCUCUGCCGCCUGCGAUGGCUGAGCGGGUCUUCCAGGCUUACUCGGUCAUGGGCACGUCGCUGCAGGUGCCGAAGGAUAUGUGGCCGAAGAAUCUGAAGGAGUUUAGGAUGUAUUGGUGUGAUGUUAUUGAGAAUCAGCUUCGGGUUACGCCUGACGCGGAGCUGGUUCUCAAGGAGAUCUUUCACCCUGUUAAGAGUGUUCCGCUGUGGGCGAGGCCUGCGGUUCUUGUGGCGAUGCCGUUUAUUAGACGGUUGACGAUUGAGCAGCUCCCGCCGUCGCUGCGCGAACAGUUUCAUUUGAAGUCGAGCAAGUCAUCGAGGAUGAUCUCGGGGCUUUUUGUUUCUGGGAUGACUUGCGUGUAUCCGUUUACGCCGCUGUUUGUGCGUCAGCUCCCGAAGACUUAUUCCAUGAGGUUGUUUAGGAAGAAGCUUAAGAAGAGAGGCGGGCAGCUUGUUAAGCCUUGA